Molecule: messenger RNA, 1104 nt
Organism: Penicillium longicatenatum
Lineage: Eukaryota; Fungi; Ascomycota; Eurotiomycetes; Eurotiales; Aspergillaceae
Exons: 6
Coding region: 1-1104 (367 amino acids)
Source: RefSeq, a predicted model, not a curated record
AUGGCCAUCUACGCAGAUAAUGCCCCGUCUUUGGCGGGCAGCACGAUAAUGUUAACGGUUUUGGCAUUAUUGACCUUUGGCUUGCGAGUGUACUGCAGAGUGACUCGCAAGUCAUGGGGAGUGGAAGAUUGGAUUAUGACAAUAGCAUUGAUUCCAUUUGCCGUAUUGGUAGCGGGAUGCGUUGGAGGAGCUUUCAAUGGAAUUGGCAUUCGCAAUUCGACAUUGGACCUCCCUGGAAACGAAAAGUACACGGCGGAGGGAAAGAAGUUCUUCCUGGUCUUCGAGGUUGGCUACUGCGCGGCCAUUAUUCCAAUCAAGCUUAGCAUCAGUUGGAUGUUGAUUCGAGUGGCAGGUGGCCGCAAGUUGUACCUCUACGUACAAUAUGUUGUCAUUGCCAUAUUCGUGGUUAUGAACAUUAUUGCUUUGAUCUUCAUUCUGAUCAACUGCAUCCCCGUGGAAGCUGCUUGGAGUGCUGAAGCUCUCGCGAAUGGCGGCCACUGCCAGCCAAGCUACGUCCUCGCCGAUGUGUACUAUGCGUGUACUGCUGUCAAUAUCCUUACUGAUUGGGUGACAGCUUUCCUGCCGGUACCUCUACUUUGGAACGUCCAAAUCAAUCGCAACACAAAAAUCUCGAUUAUUGCCUUGAUGGGCCUCGGUGUCUUUGCAUCGCUGUCAGCUUGUGUCCGGCUCAAGUACACUGUUGCUCUCACCAACCAAGAUGAUUAUCUCUACGCUGUCGCAGAUGUCGUUAUCUGGGGAUUCGCAGAGAACGGUAUUGGUAUGAUCGUCGGAAAUGUGGCAACCCUCCGCCCGCUAUUCCGCAUCCUGCGCGAUGGCAGGAGCUCCGCCUACAAGAACUACCAACAGACACCGGGGUCAAAGUUCAAGAGCUCCCACCGCAGUGAGGGGGCUAUCUUUUCCGGAAACUACGAGCUCAACGACCACGAGAAGAACCAGAUCACCACCACCUCUGUUGCAGACCACACAAGGCGUGGCGGCAGCCUGAGUGAUGGUGAUAGCCAGAAGGACAUCCUCGAGAAUGGUCAACGACCUGGCCAAGCCGAUAUUGUCGUCAGCCGACAGGUUGUUGUGGCCUAUGACUAG